This is a messenger RNA of Coniosporium apollinis CBS 100218, 4305 nucleotides long. RefSeq lists its product as uncharacterized. The transcript is spliced from 2 exons. The coding region runs from base 1 to 4305 and encodes 1434 amino acids. Lineage: Eukaryota; Fungi; Ascomycota; Dothideomycetes. The record is from RefSeq and is a predicted model, not a curated record.
AUGCCUCUUACAGAGCGCGACCCAAACAUCAGCGGUCGCAGCAGCCGGGCGUCCAACAUGUCCGCCGCCUCCAAGGGCAUGCACAUGGGCAACCCGCCUCGAUCUGACGGGUUUCCUGCUGGACCUGGCGUCAUGAGUAUGCUGAAGACCUCUACCGAACUCGGUGAUCUCGGCGGCCUGACGUUCAACUCAUCCCGUCUGCCUGCUGGUAUGCCUCGAGCAACUCAACGCCGCAGUGGAGGUCGACUAUCCGUCAGCUCGGCUCAUUCUCAGAACUCCAGAUCUGGCUCCUUGCACCAGCAAUGGCCUCCAACAUCCUCGUCAGGACAACCCCGAGGCUCCAUGACGAACACUCUCAAUCUUUCUGUGGGCUAUCAGGACCUCAGAGGCUCGGCAAACAUGAACUUGCCCGGUGUCCUAGCACUGCCUCCGGCAGCGCGGCUACCUGUCGAUGGACGAUCUUUCUCCAUGACGCAUACUGCUCACCCGCCAUACGCACUUCCGAGUCAGCGAUCGUACUCAAGCCUGAGGCAUCAUGAACCUCUCCAGCGCCCGCGAUCACCAUACCACUACCCAACUCGCCUCAAGCGCCCUGGCUAUCGUCCAUCCUCUCCAGCGUUGAGUGACAUGUCUGGUAGAAGGUCACAAGGGGCAGGGCCGAACGCGAGGCUUAGGGGCGGUCGAAACCAUCAGGCCAUGGCUAGCGGAGGUUAUCUCCCCUACCCUCAGAUUCGCAAUCGGUCGGACACCGCUGUCCAUGCGAUGUACGCUCAGGAGCAAGACCGUCACCCGUUGCAACAGACUCGCGUCCGUUCGGCCUCUGCGCUCCGGGUUCCUCAGUCCGCCCCAGCAAGCAUCUACCAUUCAGAUGAGUCUUCGGAUCCUCCUUCAUCAUCACCUCCCACACCCAAGGACGGUUACUCCAUGGAGGUGUGUUUCAGCCCGACAACAACUCAAGUAGUGGGUGGAGGCCCAGGAUCCAAGGGCGGCGACUCGCCCGUCAUGCCGCUUUACUACGACUACAGCGAGCACUAUGUCGACAAGGAAACAGGCCAGAGGCAACCCGAAUCACCCGUGCCAGUGGGCUUCGUCCACCGCAUCAAGGCAUUAUUAGAAGAAAAGUCGGUACCAGACUUGGCCGCCGCUCACCCUGCUGCCACUCAUGACAUCAUCCACGAGCUCCCUGGGUCAGAGCCUGCUGUCGUUCAUCCGGAGCCUGUCGAGCUCCCUGCAUCACCCGUCGCGAAGAGGAUCACCCGCGAAAUGGUCUUGGCGGCACUCACGCCAUCCUCACAGCGCAACAGUGACCAGACCAUCGCACCUCUGAAGACCGACGAAGAGGCCAAGCCCGCCGAGCAUAUCAAAGCCGAGUCGUCUGUCGACUCUGAGUCUAUCUCCGAUGGGGGAGCUGCGUGUUCUUCCGCAGAUGGACUCGGCAGGAAAGGAAGCGUCAUCUCUGAUGCCACAUCGGAUAGCCUCAAUGUUUCUCCUCCGCGUCUGGCCGCCGAAGUCCUCUCAAGGAUCCCAACUUUGACAUCUACACCCGAGAAAGCAUCAGAGGAAGGUACUCAUAGUGCCAAGCGCGAGUCCACUAUUGUGUCGUCUCCGAUGCCAGGAUCCUUCCCUUCCAGCGACUCAGUUGAAGACAUGUCUUCCGUAGAGAAGAUACCGGAAGCGCCUACGAUGACACGCCUUUCACGCCCGCAGUCCGAGUUCAUGCCAUCACCCAACACCGGCUCUAGCCUGUACAGUCAGCUGUCCACCCUGCCAACCCGCACGCGACCGUCUAGCAAGCCAGGCACAACGACUAUCACUGUUACAGACUUCGCUGUCCGUUUUUCGAUGCCUUUGAACUCCAAGAACGAGUCCCUAGCCGAUCUGCCAUCGGUCGAAAGCUUCAUGGCAUCUUCUCCGCCGGCGCUAGGAGGGGCAGCACCAGUGAACGAAACUCAGAGACAUUCCGACACUGUGACAGAUGCCGCUAUCCGGUUCUCUAUGCCUAAACCCAAUGCUCAGAGGCCCAUAUUAGACUAUUCUGCUAUGGAGGUCCCCCUAACAUCACCUCCGGCAACCGUAACCGUUGCAAGCUCUUCGCCCACUGUCGUCUCACCACUACCACCAAGCAAGCAUGACACAAGCUCGAGUAGCGACUCACCUGUCUCGCCGGUAUCAUCCGGUAUGGAGAUCCAAAAUGCUGCUCGUACAAGCACCACCCACUUGUCUUGGCCUGGACACACUCCACUGGCCCGGUCAAGCGUCAUCGUCAGGGAACCGGAGUUUGCCACGAGCUCCUCUCAGGAUAGCUCCACCACCGAUUUGAGGUUCUCCACGUUCCGCUAUGCCGCCGGGCAAUUGCCAGAUCUCAAGGAAGAGCCUCACGAGGACAGCAGCAUUGCAAGCUCCAGACCACAGAGCUUCCGCUUCCCACUGCCCCGCUCUGCUCAGAAACAGGGAUCCGUGGACACGGCCAAGCUGUUCAAGGACUCCCCCAGGCCUUCAACGUUUCGGCAGUCUUCUCGUGCAUUGUUAGACUCUCGUGUUAUCCCUUCGCUCAACCUCAGCAGCAUGAACUUGAUUGAGAAACUUAAUGCUGCCUUGGAGACUAGAGGAUCUAGGUCGCUGUCUUUCGAUGCUACGCGUAGUGAUUCCUGUCAUGAUCUUUCUACGGUUCUUCCGGAGCGGCCUACCUCUGCUGGCGAAAUGAGGGCGAAAUAUCGAAGCUUCUUUGCGAGCUUGGAUGAGUUGGAUUCUGUAGCGGAGCAAGCAUCGCAGCAGGCUGGAGUCAAGGAAGAAAUCCCAGAAACGCAGAAGGCGGACAACAUCUCCACAGAGGUUGUUCCUGCCAAGCGUCCUUACUCGCCAGAUCCUGCUCUGAUCACUGAGCUCAAUCGUCUCUCUAUUCCAUCGGUUAACAAUCUCACUCAGCGGCUCUCCGAAAUACUUCCAUCCUUGAAGAGGUUCUGUGCAGAGGUUGAUGGAAUCCAUGUAGAGAACAUCGAGGACGAUGCGGAAGUUGAACGCGUUCUUGAAGAUAUCCACAAACUUGAACAGAGACCUGCCCUGAAGGACCGGCACUCGACAAUGCGCCUCCGAGCCCUUCCUGGCAACUCGGACUUGGUAGUUGUGGAAGACGACGUUUAUGAGGAGCUGACACACCAGAGAGAGAAGGAGAAGGACUUUGUCAAGGCCGCACUUGGCGAGGAGGUGACCGAAGCUACUGGUAAUCCCAAGUCCCUGUCAAGCGACACCGACGGCCAGAAGACAUCGUCAGUUAUUUCCACCAAGACGGGCGAGAACGAUAAGACUCCCCUCGCCGAACUCGAGGCACCCUGCCCCGCCGUGAUCCGCCCCCGAUCCGGGUCCGCCCUCGUUGACAAUGACAAGACGCCGCUCUCUACCGUGAAGUCCAACCUCGCCGCGCGCGCCUCCUCGCGCUCCCUCAACAGCGCAUUAUCCCGCCCCUGGAACCACGAAGCCAGCUAUCCCUGGGACGAGACCAAGGCCCCCGUCGACAUCUGCCUCCCGGCACCCGUGCACCACCGCGAUGCCGGCCGCGGGCCCUCCCGCCUCCGCCUGCGCCUCUCAAGCUCCGACAGCGCCAUCGGCUCCGACGGCGGCAAGAAACGACGCUCCGCAGCCGGCGGCGCAGACGAUACCGCGAGCACAGAAGACACCUUCAAACACACCUCGACCGUUAGAGGCAGCAAGAAAUCGCUCCUCGCCUCGCUGACAGGCAAGCCCGGGGGCCUCCACUCCUCGGGCUUCGACGCCGCCGGCCACGCCACUAGCCCUCUGCUCGAGGACAGCAGCGUGCAGACCGUGGAUCCAGGGGAUAGGUACCCCACGACUGGCCUUACCCCGCCGUCGAACUUCAACCUAGCCGAGGUCCGCAGCUUCUUCUCCGACGACAGCGAGAGGACGCAUAAUCAGCAGGCCAUGGGGACGUUCCGGAAGCGGCUCACGGGGCUGAAGCUCAAGGCUCGCACCAAAGACGCUGCGGGGGCCGGAGCGCCGCCGAAGAGUCCGCUGCCGCGCGCGCAGUCGGCUAUGGAACCUAGGGGUAUCGAUGGCGCGGAUCGCGAGUCGGGGAUUGAGGGGUUGAGAGGCGGGGUGGGGAGUGUGAAGAGCUUUGAUGGCGCGGGGGGCAUGAGCAAGAUGGAGUUCAGGGCCAGGAAGGUCGCGGAUAGGAUUAGGAACUUGUGGGUUAAGACUGGGGAGCUGUUUAGGAACAUGUCGGUCAAGAGAAGGAAGGAGAGGGAUAUGGAGCAGGCGGAGUGGGAGGGGAGUAUGUAUUCGGGUGUGUGA